AAGGCCCGGGAGGCGGCGCAGCGCCCCAGCCGCCGCCCGCCCGCGCCGCGAUGGGACUGCGCGCCGGGGGAGCGCCCGGGGGGCCCGGGCCGCGCCGGGGGGCGCCCGAGGGACCCGCGCCGGGCGGCAGCAUCCACUCGGGCUGCAUCGCCGCCGUGCACAACGUGCCGCUCCGAGUGCUCAUCCGCCCGCUGCCCUCCGUGCUGGACCCGGCCAAGGUGCAGAGUCUCGUGGACACCAUCCGGGUGAGAGGCCCCGUGCGGAGCGAGGAGGACCCGGACAGCGUGCCUCCCAUCGAUGUCCUCUGGAUCAAAGGGGCGCAGGGUGGGGAUUACUUCUAUUCCUUCGGGGGCUGCCACCGCUAUGCAGCGUACCAGCAGCUGCAGCGAGAGACCAUCCCCGCCAAGCUCGUCCAGUCCACCCUCUCGGACCUAAGGGUGUACCUGGGCGCGUCUACGCCGGACUUGCAAUAGUGGCCACCUGGUUACUUGCCACAGCGACCAAGAGCCCAGAAGACACACGCGGCUUCCCCCAGCUAGACCUGAAAGAGGCAGAGGCGGGAGGGCCGGACUUUCCCACCUGCUGCCAAAUCCCCUCUCCGCUCUUGGACUCAACUCUGAACAGCGUGGGGAUGCCAGACCCCACCUCGUGGCAGUGGGGCGUGGGCUGGCUGUAAACCGCCCUAGAGGAGGGCAUUGGGGUGCCAUGGGCUGCUGGCUCCAGAUUCCCCAGGACAGGGUCCCCCCACCCCUGCAUCUCUGUCUCUAACUGUCCCGGUGUAUAGAAUGCCCUCGGCUGUGAGUAAAGGGAGCCAGAUGGACGUUUGCUUUGCCGUGUCGUCUGAGUGCUGGACACGGGUGUAGGUGCAGUAUCUCAGAGAAGGCGGGGCCCGUCUCUGGGGUCCCUCUGCUCUUUCCUUCAUUUCCUAGUUCCAGGGUGGCUGCUCUCCUGCCAGAAAUCACGCCUGUGUCCUAGGAAGAUAAGAGGGGCGGGGAGGAGGACAGGUCACACCGGCCGGGUCUGUCACUGACGUUCAGAGGCCUCUUUCCUGUUUGCAGCCCCUGAACAUUUUGCUUGGCUCAAACCAGCUGCCACUGCCACCCCGAGGUGCAGAGCAAGCUAGGAGUUGGCACACCUGAGUAUAGUCGCUGUUUCCUGGGGUUGGCCCAGCCUUCCUGAAUUAAAAUUGAACCCCCCCCCUGCUGAGAAAAACAAGGAGAAAUUGUGUCAGGUAACCUUUGCCAUGGAACAAACCAGCCCCAAACUGAGCAGCUGAGAACCAGUCACCUGGGCUGGGAAGAGAGCAGAAGGGUGCAAGCACAUAGAUGAGGCCUCAAGUCGAUCCCCGGAACCACAUGGGCCUGUGGGUGCUGGCAGGUGUGUCCCUGAUGCCCCGUGAGCACUGCACUGCCAAAGCUCGGGCAUAGAACCUUUAGAAGGGGUGGAACAUCACUGGGGUGGCAACUAUGGAAGUAAUCAUCUUGUUUGUUUGCUUUGGGGUCACACCUGGCGAUGCUCAGGGGUUCCUCCUGGCUCUGCUCUCAGGGAUCACUCCUGAUGGUACUUGAGGGACCAUAUGGGGUGUAGAGGAUCAAACUCAGGUUGCUUGCAUGCAAGGCAAGCGCCCUACCUGCUCUGUCACUCUGACUGGGAAACAAUAUUUUUAAUUUAAAAGUAUGUAGUUUUUCCUCACAAUGUUGUGAGUUGGUAGUUUAGCUGGCCUGUUUCCAAUAGUUCUGCUGACCUCCCUGAGGGCCACUCAUGGGUCUGCAUACCAUCAGCGGUCAGCGUCAGAGGGAGCCGGGCCCAGGGGAGCCUUACUCUGGGGUCCGGCUGUUGGCGCAUGCCUUGGUUCAAGGUGACCUCCAGCAGAUGGACUGAGGCUCACUUGCAGGAUGGCCUCGGGGGUCCCAGAUGGAAAGCAGGUGAAGGCUUUUUAUUUAUUGUUAUUUUAUUUUGGGUUUGGGGCCAUACCUGGCAGGGCUCAGGGCUUACACCUGGCUCUGUGCGCUAGGGAUCUCUUUGGCGGGGCUCAGGAACCAUAGGGAGGGGCAGGGGAUCCAACCCACGCUGGCCGCAGGCAAGGCGAGCACCCUACACACUGGACCAUCUCUCCAGCCCCUCACUUUUAAAAUUCUAGCCCUUGAAACCUUCCACAUCACUUUGCUAAGUUACUUCUGACCAGAGCAAAUAAUAAGACUGACCCAGAUCCCAAAAGUGAGGAAAUUGACCAGCUGGAGAAACUGCUGAAGCUCGGGAUCAUUUUCCGUCUCUCCGAGAUGAUUCUGAGUAAGCCAGUAACAGUCUUGCUCACCACUUCUUCCUCAGCACAGGGCCUUGCUCUGCCCAGACCGAAGUCGCUAAGACAUUGUCCUGGCCCUCUAGAGGGAACGAGGUGGUGGGCCAAGGGGUCUCUCCUCCAAGGCCGGGCCCACUCUGGUGAGCGAAUCUCCGCCCUGAUGGGAUGGGAGAGGAGGGUCAGGCCAGGUGGGAUGUUCCAAGGGAGCUUCUGAACCCAUCACAGGGGACUCGAGGAGGAGGAAGAGAGCGGAGUGGGGCAGAUGGCACACACCCACUGCCCUGCUCGGGGAACGAGGUCACUUAGCAUUUGAAGGUCUCGGUCUGGCCAGCUCACUAUCCCUAAAUGCAGGAUGGUCUCCCGGAGUGGAUCAGAACCGGGGCAAGGGCGUUCAUGGGAGAACUGGAAAUCUGAGUAAGGUCCACAUGCGAGUUAAUACACAGAUGUUGAGACUGGGAACUCCCUGUACUAACUUUGGAACACUACUGUCAACCAAAAAUCAUUCCAAAAUAAAAGUGUGACUGAGA
Messenger RNA from Sorex araneus (European shrew), 2826 nucleotides. It is a transcript of the gene SRXN1, whose product is annotated as sulfiredoxin 1. Lineage: Eukaryota; Metazoa; Chordata; Mammalia; Eulipotyphla; Soricidae. Gene Ontology annotation, biological process: cellular response to oxidative stress. Gene Ontology annotation, molecular function: sulfiredoxin activity. The coding region runs from base 51 to 473 and encodes 140 amino acids. The transcript is spliced from 2 exons. Gene Ontology annotation, cellular component: cytoplasm. The record is from RefSeq and is a predicted model, not a curated record.